AUGAACACAAACAUUCUCAAAGCAGUUAAGAAAACACAAGCACAGGGAAGUGAAAUCCAAGAAAAAAAGUUUGCAACACCUCAGAUCUUAGAAUCACGCAAUCAGACCUCAGAACAACGAAAUAGGAAGAAAAACAAGCCCGACGAUUAUCCAUCGUCAAUCAUCGGCAGCGACAGGGAUCACGAAGAUUCACGUGAUCGAACGAACGAUAUUGAAACAAAGCUAUUCAUCACAAUCGGAGAAAAAGAAGAAGAAGAAGAAGAAACACCGAGGAAAAAAAGUGUGGAGAAAAAGCAAAGGACCUUGAGGAAGGUGCUCUCGGGACACGGGAAUCGCGGCAUCGAAUUCCAUACACGCAUAAUAAUACUAUUAUCACCGCCCUACCCGAGAGAGAGACAGAGAAAGGAAAGUGCGCGUUAUGUGGCUCUUGUCUCGUCGGUAGCAGAAACUCGAAAAACCAGAAGCACGUAUAAAAUGCGGAAUAAAAUGAGUUCAAUUUUUGGAGAUCUGCACAGGAUCUCUCUGCAUCAAACUCUCUUCAUAAUUCAGAUCCGAAAACCAGAUCCCACUAAUUGA
Molecule: messenger RNA, 576 nt
Organism: Sphenostylis stenocarpa
Lineage: Eukaryota; Viridiplantae; Streptophyta; Magnoliopsida; Fabales; Fabaceae
Source: the annotation of a GenBank genome assembly